CCCUCCCCCUCCCCCUGCCGACUGCCCCCUCUUUACUUGUAUCCCCAGCCGGGGCAGUGUCUUGUCUCUCCCUCCCCCUCCCUUUGUUCUUCUUCUCUUCGCUCACCCCCCACCCUCGGCAUGUACUCCUUCCAGGAGACCGAGCUCUACGGGGCCCUCUUCACCCGGUGUAUCCAGGCGUCGAGUCGGCACCCCGUGACAGGGCCCGGCGGCGCCGGUGACACGGCGAUCGUCACCCCGACCGAUCCGUCGGCGCGCUUCAAGCCGGUGGAGGACCUGCUGGUUCUGGAUGAAACUUCCGGUGUGUGGCCGCUGCUCAAGCGGACCCGGCUUUCGGAAGCCGACACCAAGAUCAUUCUUGUGCUCCUGUUUGAGGGGCUGGUGCCAGGGCUGCCGGCUCCCUUUGGCCUGGCGGUGUCUCCGGCAAUGUCGCCGCCCCAGGAGGGGCUCACAUCAACCACCCCGGCCCCUCGCCUCAACCGGUCCACCUUCCGCCGGCUCAUGCGCCUGGCGUCGCUCAUCCAACGGGGCCACCUGCCAGGCCAGUGGCAGAGCUGGGCAAUGGCCGUCAUCGGCCAGAACUUGGCGGCCAAGUCGCCGCAGAUUCGCUCCCUCUCCGGGGCCGUGUCACCGAUUGAGAUCGACAAGUUGGACAACAUUCUCCCGGUCGAUCUUCAGGGACUCACGCUGCAGAGCGUGCAGAUGGCCAAUCGCGAGUUCGAGUCGCGCCGCAUGGCCGACAGCCAGGCCGGCGCGCACGCCCCACCCAUGCCGACCGCCCCUGGCGCUGCUGCCGCCACGCCGGCCGCCGCCGCCGCCGCCGCCGCCGCCGCCGGCACUCCCCCCGCACCCGUUGCCGCCACCGGCCCGGGGUCGACCCUUCCCUGGAUCCCUCCCCCCCUGGAUCGGGUGCAGUCGGUGUGCAAGUUCUUCCUGGCCCUGACCCAGGCCACGCACCCGGUGGCCGAAGCGGACUUGCCCUCCGUGGUGGCCUUCCUCAUGGGCCCGGAGUCCGAGGCGCCGCCCUUCCUCCCGGCGCAGGAUGCCUACGAUCGGCUCUUCUUCCGUUCGGGCCUGCCGCCGGUGGUCCUCCGCCGUGUCUGGGAGCUCACAUCCCUCAACACCGGCAGCGGCAAUGUCCUCACCCUCAAGGGGGUGGUCCUGUCGACCGGCAUCCUGGAUGGGCUGCGCACCAUGGCCAAGAUCAAUCCCGCGCUGGCCGGGGCACCGGAGCGCCUGGUGGAACUCCUGCCGCCGGCCCCGGUGUCGGCCGGGUCCCCGGAGAUGGCCCACAUGCUGGCAUGCAUUCUAAGUGCUCCGGGUACGCCGGGGGCCGCGGCCGUGGCCGCGGCUGCCUCCUCCCCGACGGCCUCGCCCCCGGGGUCGGCCCUUCGCCCGGACAGCACCUUCUCGGCCAUGAUCCACUCGGGCGCCGGAGGAGCCGGGCCACCGGGAGGGUCCCUGCGCCUGGAGAUCCCGCCGCAUUCGCCGGUGACCGGAGCCGGGCCGCCCCUGUCGCCGGAGCUGGCCGGGUCCACCCUGUCUCGGUCGAACACCAUGCGCGGCGCCACCCUCGGGGGGAGCACUCGGCGCGCGGAGACCUGGCUGGUGGACCCCUCGGCUCUGGCCAUGGCCGGGAAGCUGAUUGCCGCGCAUGGUGGCCAGCGUCUGUCCUCGGUCCAGGUGCGGGACGUCCUGCUGUCGCACUCGGCCGGGGCCUUGACAUCGGCCGGCCUGAGCCGGGUGUGGAAGCUGGCCAAACGGUCGCCGGCCGCCAUGGACGGCCUUGGCCACGAUGAGCUGGCGGUGGCCCUGAUGCUGGUGUCGCUGGCGGCCGAGGCGGCUGGCGGGGUCCCGGGGGCUGGUGAUGCGGCCGUGCCGGCGGUCCUGCUGCCGGCCCUGGUUCCGCCGCAGUUCCGCGAGUCGCCGGCCCCGGGCAGCCCCUCGCUGGGUUCCACCUCGAACGCCGGCAGUCCGGCGGCCCUGCACAGCCCGAGCCCGGUGGCUGGGCUGGACUCGCCGGGCCCCGGCUCGGGCCCGGCCUUGUCCGGCUCGCCGCUCAUUGCCUUCGACACGCCGGUCGAGCCGGCUCCGGCCCCGAUCGCCGCCCCCGCAUCCGGGCCUUCGGCCGGAGAGCUGGAGGAGCUCCGCCAGGAGCUGCAAGCUGCCCGGGCCGAGGUCGCCGCCCGUGACCAGGCUCUCGAGGCUGCCCAGGCCGAGGCGGCCGCCGGCAGCCAGGAGCUGGCCCAGGUCCGCGACCAGCUGGCUGCCGUGCGGGACGAUCUUGCCACGACCAAGGCGCGCUUGGUCCUCCUGCAGGCCGAGGGGGCCACCCUGCGCCAGGAGAAGGACGCCCUUCAGGAGAAGCUGUCCGAGGCCCUCCAGGCUCGGGAUGACUCCGUGCACCAUGUUGAGAUCCGUGACAAGACCAUUCGCGGGCUGCAGCUGGAGCGCGACCGCCUGCUGGGGGAGGUCCUCUCCCUUCGUGCUCAGACGGCCGCCGGUGGGGUGGAAGCCCCCCGGUCGGGCCCGGCCUCGCCGGUCGGCGGUCAUCCGAUGCCGGUGCGGGCCGCCUCGCCGACGGUGGCGGCCGUGUCGGCGGCCCCUGCCGCGGCGGCCAUCGACCCGUAUGCCGCCUUCGCGCCGGAGUCCCUGAUGUCGGUCGAGAUUCCGGCGCCGACGCCCAGUGCCCCCGCACCGCAGGCGGACAUCGAUCUCUUCGGCGACAAUGACCCUUUUGCCGUGGCAACUGUGCCGACUGUGCCGACUGUGCCGACUGUGCCGACUGUGCCGACUGUGCCGACUGUGCCGACUGUGCCGACUGUGGCCGCGGCCACGGCCCCGACCCCGGCCCCGGCCACGGCCACGGCCCCUGUCGAUGCUGCCCCCUCAUCCCCGGGCAGGGUCACUCCUGGCGGCUCGCACAUCGGCAUCCCCUUCGACCUGGCCAGCCUCAGCACCAGCAGCCUGGCAUCCAUGGCGUCGUUGGCAUCGGCUCCGGCCCCGGCGGCUGUGCUGUCCCCGGCCCCGGCGGCCGUCCUCUCGCCGGCGUCCGAUGCUGAGGACGCCUUCUUCGGUUCGGCCGCUGGCGCCGAGGUGGACUUCGAUUCGGCCUUCGGUGGCGGCGCCGGCGGCCCCCCGGCCGAUGGCGGGUCGGACAUCAACUUUGACUCGGCCUUUGGCACACCGAGCACCGCGCCGGCGGCGCAGGUGGCCACAACCGCCGGCGCCCAUGCCGAGGUGGACUUUGACUCGGCAUUCGGGGCGUCGACCGGCAGCCCGGCGGCCCCGGCAUCGCCGGUGCUGGCCUCGGCCGAGUCGAUCGACUUCGACCAGGCCUUCUCGCCCCCGGCGGCCGGGGCGGCCCUCCCGAGUGGCGGACCUGCCGGCGUCCCGCCGGCCUCGGACCUGUUCGACUUUGACGGGGCCUUCGGGGGCGGUGCGGGCGGCGCCCCGGCGCCCGCGCCCACCUCGCCCCGGGCCCAUGGGCCUACGUCCGCCAGUAGCUCGCUCACAUCGCUGAACAGCAUUGCCUCGGCCUCGGGCCAGGCGCCGGCCGUGCCGGCCUCCCCCCGGUCGGUUUCCUCCUCGACCACGGAGAUGAUCGACUUCAACGCUGCCUUUGGCGGUGUCGGUGGUGUCGGUGGUGUCGGUGGUGCCGGCGGCCCCGGCAGUGCCGGCAGCUCGCGCCCGGCCAGCAUCAUCGAUGUGGACCCCUUCGCUGCCGGGGCUGGGGCCGAGACGUCGAGCCAGGCCCCGGCGCCGGCUGCCGCCCCCAUGGCCGCGGAGUUCGACUUUGAUGGGGCCUUCGGCGCGGCGGGCGCCGUCGGUGGCGCCCAGGCUCCGGAGGCGACCCCGGCCCGCGCCCAGGCUGACCCCUUCCUGGCGGCCGGCGUCGGUGAGGGGGACUUCGACGCGGCCUUCGGCGUUGGGGCCCAGCCGCAGAAGGCCCUGGCCGGGGUCGCGUCCCCGGCGACCGACGACUUCUUUGGCUCGUCGGCCGGCGGGACGGACACCAUCGACUUCGAUGCGGCCUUCGGCUAGUGAGCAAGCAUGCGACUGGCGAGGGGCCGAGGGGAGGCGUGUGUGCCAUAAGCGUGUAUGCGUGUGUGUGCGUGUGUGUGUGUGUGUGUGUGUGUGCAGUUGUGCAUGCACAUGCCAUGUGUGGUCCCGAUGGGCCCCUCUCUGCAUGCGCGACCAUCAUCACACCCCGCGUGGGAUCGGAGGCCGGGGGGGGGGCAGUUCAUUUUUCCGCCCUUUUUUGGCUCCCUGCUUUUUCCUCCUGCCUUUUUUCUUCGCCCCCCGCCCGGCCGCGCCCACACAUCGGCGGCAAUACACAACCCCCCGCAAGCA
Molecule: messenger RNA, 4353 nt
Organism: Fonticula alba
Lineage: Eukaryota; Rotosphaerida; Fonticulaceae
Exons: 6
Coding region: 121-4044 (1307 amino acids)
Molecular function (GO): protein binding
Source: RefSeq, a predicted model, not a curated record